Zychaea mexicana is the source of this 2181-nucleotide messenger RNA. RefSeq names its product Endonuclease/exonuclease/phosphatase. Gene Ontology annotation, biological process: phosphatidylinositol dephosphorylation; signal transduction. The record is from RefSeq and is a predicted model, not a curated record. The coding region runs from base 1 to 2181 and encodes 726 amino acids. Gene Ontology annotation, molecular function: phosphatidylinositol-4,5-bisphosphate 5-phosphatase activity. The transcript is spliced from 10 exons. Lineage: Eukaryota; Fungi; Mucoromycota; Mucoromycetes; Mucorales; Lichtheimiaceae.
AUGGAGACCAACAAGGAUGCAUAUCUUCGAUACGAUCCUGCUAAAGAGAAUGCAUGGUUAAAUGCAAUCUUUGAUGCCUUGGGCCCAAAAGCAAACGAUUAUUACAAGGUUGCUACGCAACAACUUGUCACCAUUCUUAUUAUAGUGAUUGCAAAAAAGCAGCACGAGCAAUUCAUAUCCGAUGUCGAAGCAAACUAUGUUGGCGUUGGUAUAAUGAAUAUGAUGGGAAAUAAAGGAGGCGUUGGCGUGCGACUACGAUUCCAUGAUAGUUAUCUGUGUUUCAUGGGAUGUCAUUUGGCUGCAUUUACCGACCAAGUGGACCGACGAAACCAGGACUUUGGCGAGAUAUGCAAAAGAUUGACCUUCCCGCACCGCCCAGACGCAUUGACAAGCUAUGUAACUUAUUCAUGGAACGAUGGUGGAGACGAAGGUGUAACUUUUGUUGAGAACGAAGGCACUCUCCGCGACUGGUCACAGACGGCGUCCGUUUUUCAUUCAGACUACCUGAUUUGGCUGGGCGACUUGAAUUAUCGUAUCAACUUGACAGAGCCCGAGAUCAAAUCUCACCUGCGCCAAAAUCAGCUAGGUUUCUUAGUGGACUAUGAUCAACUUACUAUCGAACGAAGAGCGGGGCGCGCUUUCUCAAUGUUUGGAGAAGGAGCAAUCAAUUUCAUGCCUACUUACAAAUAUGAUGCUGGUUCAAACCAGUAUGAUUCUAGUGCAAAGAGACGGGCUCCUUCCUGGACAGAUCGCAUUCUGUGGAAGAAAGAGCGUGCUCGUAUCACAGAAGCGGAAGAUGACAAGCACGAGGCUCCGCUCAAGUUGGUCAAGUACCAAAACUGCAUGGACAUGAUGCUUAGUGAUCACAAGCCUGUCUACGCUCUCAUGGAAACAAAGAUUCGAAAAAUUGACAGCAAAAAACAAGCAGAAACACGAAGCGCACUUGUUCGGCAAUUGACAGAAACCCAAGAGAACAUCACCAAGGGACAGAUAUCGUCCUCGUUUGUUGAAUUCGGAGAUGUUCAUUUCAUGGAGUACAAGGAGCGAACGCUUAUUCUCGAGAACACGGGACAGGUGCUGGCACCUUUCCGAUUCAUCCCAAAGAUGGAUGAAAAUGAAAUUUGUCCUACUUGGCUUCGCGUCCACCCUAUCUCAGGCAUCCUCGGUCCUGGUGAAAAGGUGGUGAUCCACUUUGAGAUACUCAUCGAUCCCACCAUCUCUUCGCCUUUUAAUGAAGCCAAGGAGGAAAUUGACAACAUUUUGGUCUUGCGGCUGGAGAAUGGCAAGGACUUUUUCAUCGUCGUUACUGGACACUAUCAACCAACGUGCUUUGGUGUGAAUCUUGAGCGUCUGGCAUUGAUGUCUUUGCCCGUGAGCGAAGUCGCCGUGGCAUCGGACAAAAAAAAGUCAAGAAAAAGUCUCCGGCACGCUGCUUCAUCCUCGUCUGCCAAGAACAAUACCGGCAAGUCAUCUGAUAGUACCCCGAAUAAUGAAUCGCGUCUCCAACAGCAAGCUACCUUACCAAAAGAGCUUUGGAGAGUUUUGAAUUUCUUGUGGAACAAGAACAUGUUGUGUCUGGACCAUUUAUUCUUGGAUCACGGUGAUCGUGUCAUUUCCGAGUAUGUGCGACGGAGCCUUGAUACUGGCGAACAAUUCGAUUCUAAUGUUUUGCUAAGUGGCAAACGAAAGCAGCACAAAUCUAAAGGUGCUGAGAAUGACAACGAUUAUGAUGAUGAUGAUGAUGAUAGUAGCAGCAAUGAUACUGCAGUGGACAACGAAAAAGACAAUACCGAGGCAAAGGAUGAUGUUAACGACACUGUGGGAGCCAAUUCAAUGAUUGAUAUUCUUGUUGCAUUCCUCGAAUGUUUGCCUGAGCCCGUCAUUCCUACAUCCAUGUAUAAGCAAGCAUUGCUAGCGGCUGAUUCUGAAGAAGCCAUGAACCAGUUCAAGAGCGAAAUGCCCCAUAUCCAUCUCAAUGUAUUACUCUAUAUAACCAGCUUCUUGAAAGAUGCAAUCAAAUACGCACCCGAAUCGUAUCGAGACGCACGUCUGACCCGUAUUGCCGAGAUCUUUACAGUCAUGCUACGACCGGCGCCAGAAUACAAAGAACAGAACCCGCCCUUGGCCAGACAGAAACGUGCGAAAUUUGUCUUGAGCCUUUUGAACGAAUACACGAACUAA